Messenger RNA from Penaeus chinensis, 832 nucleotides. Its product is annotated as heterogeneous nuclear ribonucleoprotein A1-like. The record is from RefSeq and is a predicted model, not a curated record. Bases 130 to 750 code for a protein of 206 amino acids. NCBI's taxonomy places the organism in Eukaryota, Metazoa, Arthropoda, Malacostraca, Decapoda, Penaeidae. The transcript is spliced from 3 exons.
GGAGGCGCCCAGGAGAGUUUAUAAUUCGCUGAAAGACUCAAGUAGAGUGCACUCGUCCGGCCUUACCUGUGUUUGUGUCAUCUCACUCCUUUUACCUUUGUUGUUGUCUUUCUGGUUUAAAGAAGGAAAAUGAAGUUAACCUUAAUCGUUCUGGCGGCGAUCUGCGCGGCUACUUACGCCCAGAGUCUCGCGGAAUUACAACAGCUGUUCGAGCAAGCCGUUGGAGGACAGUCAGGCAGCGGCGGGUCGACUUCGGGCAACAGACCCAAUAGACCAAACAGACCAAACAGACCUUCGGGGGGUAGCCUUGGAGGCGGGUUCGGGCAACAAGGUGGAUUUGGACAACAGGGUGGAUUUGGCCAGGGUGGAUUUGGACAACAGGGUGGAUUUGGUCAAGGUGGAUUCGGGCAACAAGGUGGAUUUGGACAACAGGGUGGAUUUGGUCAAGGUGGAUUCGGGCAACAAGGUGGAUUUGGCCAGGGUGGAUUUGGACAGCAAGGUGGAUUUGGUCAAGGUGGAUUCGGACAGCAAGGUGGAUUUGGCCAAGGUGGAUUUGGACAGCAGGGUGGAUUCGGACAACAAGGUGGCUUUGGCCAGGGUGGAUUUGGACAAGGAGGAUUUGGACAACAAGGUGGAUUUGGCCAAAGUGGAUUCGGACAACAAGGUGGCUUUGGUCAAGGUGGACUCGGGCAAGGACAAGGAAACUGCAAAUUCUUCUGCAGGAGACCACAGGGAUAUGUAUGCUGCUAAAACGACAAACAAACAAAAAAACGGAAGUAACUCGUAAGAUCAGAGUGUGUUUGGUUUCAAUAAAUUUCCUGAAUACACAAAA